Geosmithia morbida is the source of this 1350-nucleotide messenger RNA. RefSeq lists its product as uncharacterized. The transcript is spliced from 3 exons. The record is from RefSeq and is a predicted model, not a curated record. NCBI's taxonomy places the organism in Eukaryota, Fungi, Ascomycota, Sordariomycetes, Hypocreales, Bionectriaceae. Bases 1 to 1350 code for a protein of 449 amino acids.
AUGGCGGCUCGACCUGGCGAAGAGAAUGUAGCUACGCUAUUUGGCGACAUUCAUUACUUUUACUCCCCUGCCGAGGUGAAACCUAGGCACCACCGGUUUGACAAGGGAUCGUACGUUUACCUAUUCGAGAACGCCAAUGAAAGAAGAUGUCGAGUUGAGAUUGCAAACAACCCGGGGGCAAGCGACCAAGAUGCUUUCGAUGGCUUUCUCGAUCAGACCCGGGUAAGCUACUCCUACAAGCAACACUGCAUGGUGUCUCUGGUCGUCGCCGACACUGUCAAUCAGAACGAAUGGCACCUACCGACUUACGACCCGCGCAACGAGAACAAAUACCAUUAUAAAUUGCACUCGCUCGACGUCUACUUUUGGACGCAGCAGGACGCCCUGCAAUUUGUGAAUGGCGUGAGAAGGGUUCUGCCUCCGGCGCAGGUCGAGGUAUUGGACGAACCGGUCCCAGCAGCCCACCAGCAGCCAGCUCAUAUGAGCGAUGUCGUGCGCAAGCUCGAGACAGCUGCCAUUUCUGACCCCCAGUACAACAACGGAUCUCUCCCUCCUCCGCCUCCUCCACUUCCUCAAGGCGCGCCUCCUGCGUCGACAGCCCCCGCCCAGCCCGCCAAUUUUGCCCCCAUGGCGUACAACCCUGCGGCGCCGGCAGCUCCCGAAGCAAUACAGCCGCGUGAGAAGACGCCGCCGCCCGAUGAGGACCCUCUCAACCCCCUCGCCGUAGCUGUCGCGUAUGACUAUCAGAACCAGCCCUUCACACCUGGGUUCCCGCACCAGCCGGCGCAGGUGCCACCGGGGCUGCUGAGCCCUGGUCUCCUGAGUCCUGGCAUGCCCCAGUCGGCCCUGGCUAGUCCCGGACUACCCCCGGUCCAGCCCGGACUGCAGCGGACGGCCACCAUGCCAGCUGGAGCCAUGGGACUGGCAUCGCCGGGUCUCGCAAGUCCAUAUGGUGCAGGGUUCCCCGGCGGAGCGCCGCCCCCUCCGCCUCCACUCCAGUCGCAGCUGGCGCCCGUGCACGUCGGGCUGCAGCAGCCGCAACAGCAGCCAACCCCCCCUGUUGCCAGCCCCGGGCUGCCUCCACCACCUUCGACUGCAGGGUUCUCUAACUUCUCUUACGUCCAGCAGGGACAGCCGGCAGCGGUGCCGGCGACAGGUGGCGGUCAUGUCUAUGCUGUACACCAGCAAUAUUACCGACCGACGGCGGAUGAGGCGGCCGCACAAGGGAGCCCCAUGGAGAAUAUGUACCAGCCGAAGCAGGAGGCUAGGGGAAAGUUGGAGGAGAACGCAGGGAGGCUCGAGCGCGGCAUGUCGGGAAUGCUGAAAAAGUUUGAGAAAAAGUUUGGAUAA